This is a messenger RNA of Aspergillus pseudotamarii, 1626 nucleotides long. RefSeq names its product flavin-containing monooxygenase. NCBI's taxonomy places the organism in Eukaryota, Fungi, Ascomycota, Eurotiomycetes, Eurotiales, Aspergillaceae. The record is from RefSeq and is a predicted model, not a curated record. The transcript has a single exon. Gene Ontology annotation, molecular function: N,N-dimethylaniline monooxygenase activity; NADP binding; flavin adenine dinucleotide binding. Bases 1 to 1626 code for a protein of 541 amino acids.
AUGUCUCCCAAGCAGGACCCGCGGUUGAUCAUUAUUGGAUGCGGCACCGGAGGAAUCGCUCUUGCUUCCAAACUUCGCUCUGAAUGGGGAUUCGAGAAUUUUACUAUCUACGAACGUGAAAAAGAGAUUGGCGGAACGUGGUAUCUGAAUACCUACCCAGGCGUGGGCUGUGACGUUGAUUCCCAUCUGUAUUCUUUUUCUUUCAACCUGAAUCCGGAUUGGUCUAAGAGAUUUGCGGAACAGGAGGAGAUCUUACAAUACCUCAAUGAUACUGUGGACAAGUUUGGAGUGCGCCCCCAUGUCCAGCUUCGUGUCGAGGUUGUCGAGGCCGUUUGGGAUACGGCCAAACGCGUGUGGCGCGUAACUCUCCAUGAUCUCGACACCGGCCUCACCUUCGACAAAGAGGCGGAGAUGCUGGUUUCCUGUGUCGGAACAAUGUCUAUCCCAAAGGAUUGCGAUAUUCCUGGGCUUGAAAACUUCGACGGAAAUAUUUUCCACUCUGCCAGAUGGGAUCAUCGAUACAACAUGAAGGGAAAGAACGUGGCUGUUGUUGGUAACGGUUGCUCUGCUGCCCAGCUGAUGCCAUACGUGGUCGAGAAUGCUGCCAAAGUAUACCAAUUCCAACGAUCGGCACAAUGGAUUAACGAGCGUCCUAACAAGGAGUUCACUGCUUUCCAAAAGUGGUGUUUCCGUCAUGUGCCUUUCUGGGGCCGUCUGUAUCGCUUCUCUCUAUGGAAGUCCACUGAUAGCCUGCACUAUCUCUAUACUACAAACUCGUCACGGGCUGAACGAGCCCGUGCUGAGGCCACUGAACAAGCCCGACAAUAUAUGAAAAGUACGGCACCUGCCAAAUACCAUGACAUUCUCAUCCCCAGUUUUCCAUUGGGAUGUAAGCGCCGUAUUUUUGACCCAGGCUAUCUGGAAUCACUGCAUGCGCCUCAUGUCGAACUCUCCGCAGAGAAAGUGCUUGAGUUCCACGAGCAUGGCCUACGCACGGACAAACGUGAAAUUGACGUCGACGCAGUCGUUUUAAGCACUGGUUUCAAAAUCCAAGAGUUUCUUUCGCCGAUUGUGGUUCGUGGUACCAACGGCCAGACGAUCAACGAACACUGGAAACAAACCCGCGGUGCCCAGGCGUACAAGGCUACAUUUGUCUCUGGCUUCCCCAAUUUUGGCAUUGUUUUUGGUCCCAACGCGUUCCCGGCACACAACUCAGUCAUCUACGCCAACGAAACCCAAGCGGAGUAUAUCAUCAAAUCCUUGAUUAACCCGGUGGUGAACCACCAUUUUGACGUUCUUGAGGUCAAAGAAUCAGCCGAAAAUCGCGAUGCAAGCUUUACUCAGUCAAAGCUCAAGAGCAUGGUGUGGAGCUCUGGCUGCACGAACUGGAAUCUCGAUGGCUCGGGUCGCAACACCACCAACUAUCACGACAACACAUGGAAGUUCUGGCGACAACUUUACUGGCCGGUUUGGAAGGACUUUGAUCUACUAGGUGGUACUGGAACCCUGCCUGAUCAUCCGGCUAUUCGCGUGGUGAAGGCCUGCUUCAUGGGAGGUGUCGCUGUGGCGAUGGCUUACGCAGCGCCAUGGGCUAAUUUCGUUCCCAAAGCAUUUGCUCAACAGUAA